Messenger RNA from Microthlaspi erraticum, 345 nucleotides. NCBI's taxonomy places the organism in Eukaryota, Viridiplantae, Streptophyta, Magnoliopsida, Brassicales, Brassicaceae. The record is from the annotation of a GenBank genome assembly.
AUGUCGUAUGCGAUUCUCCGAUUUCAUGAAGUUUUGGGUGCCAUUGACCAACAAAUCCAACGAUUCUUCUUCCUCCCCUACCACUCCACAGCUGUAGAGAUGUCGCAGGAGAUGGAAAACGUGAUUAAAGACCCAGGCGAGGUCGCCGCAGGACACUUGGAGCGGUUUUGGAGCCAAAACUCGGGAAAUCACGGCUCACAUGCUACGCCUGGGGACACGGUUCUAGCUACUUUUACGAUGAGCCGGAAUCAGAUAGACAAUCUCAAGCAUUGGGAUUGGGUCACAGAACAGUCCACGAUUCAAUCGCAUGUUUCAACCUUCGUGGUGACGCUUGCCUUGGCUUGA